This is a messenger RNA of Macrosteles quadrilineatus (aster leafhopper), 648 nucleotides long. RefSeq names its product UPF0235 protein C15orf40 homolog. Bases 1 to 606 code for a protein of 201 amino acids. The record is from RefSeq and is a predicted model, not a curated record. Gene Ontology annotation, cellular component: cytoplasm. The transcript has 6 exons. Lineage: Eukaryota; Metazoa; Arthropoda; Insecta; Hemiptera; Cicadellidae.
AUGGUGCUUAUCAGGUUCAACGACAUUGGCAUGGAGUCAUUGAGUUUAAUAGUUGUGACAUGUUUGUCUUUGAGUUUACUCCAUUCAGCAUGCACCUCUCAAUCUGGUGAAAUUAAAACGGAAUUGACAUCAUCCGACAUAGAUGAAAUUGUUCGGUCGGUUGAGGAUAGCACUGAGUUCUUUACAGGGAAGGUGUGCUGUGGAUAUGAUGAAGAAAAGAAAGAACCCAAGUAUGGCAACCACCCCGUUACAUAUGACCAGGAAGGAAAUAUCUUGAUUAAAAUAUUAGCUAAACCCAAUGCAAGCAAAACUAUCAUUGGAGUGACCACCAAAGUUGAAAGGUUGGGUUUGAGAAUAGCAGCUCCACCUGUGGAUGGUAAAGCCAACGCAGAAAUGUUGCGGUUUCUGGCUAAAGUUUUGGACGUGAAGAAAAGUGCAUUGAGUAUCAUUGAGGACAACGGGGAUUUUAAAACAGUCAAAGUAGCUGCAGGAACUAUGUUCAUCGAGGAUCUACUUAAAAAGUUGUUGGAUGCUCAGUAUAUGAAACCGGCUCACAUUGGACAUCCAGAUUAUCUCAAAUUUUACUACAUCGACGAAGAAGCUUAAUAUUCAGUUAAAAUAUUUUCUCCUAUUAGAAAUAAAUGUUAA